CGAAAACCCUUUGGCUUUGACAGCCACCACCACAAGUCUUUCCGCCUCCCCGGGCUGCCUGGGAGCUGGGAGCUGGGAUUAUGGUGGCCUGAGCCACAAACGCAGCCGCAGGAGCCUGGAGCCCCUGACCCUUCCCCUGCCGCCGCCCCACCAGGAAGACCAGGAAAGCAGCCUCAGACCUGCCAUGCCUGCCCCGCCCAGCCCCCCGGGGGGCCUGAGACGGCCUCUCCCGGACCGCUGCUGAGGCUGGACCACCAGCCAGAUGUAGCCGGGCUCCGGAGCCGUCUCCUCCCCUCCUGUCUCUGAGGAUCUCUCCUGCCCGAUCCCCACCUCCUGGCCCAGGGGCCGGCCGAAGGGCCUGCAGGCUCUGGAGCCCUGAUGCCUUCCUGCUCACUCUCCUGAGAAGCCACCUCUAGCACCCAGAGUUGGGGGCAGGCCCCAGGGACAGACGUGGGCCAAAGUGAGCCCAGAGUGCCCCAAGGCCAGGGCCCACCAUGGCCCAAGCACUGCCCUGGCUCCUUCUGUGGAUGGGCUCUGGGGUGCUGCCUGCCCACGGCUCCCAGCCCGGCAUCCGGCUGCCCUUGCGAAGCGGGCUAGGGGGUGCCCCCCUGGGGCUGCGGCUGCCCCGGGAGACCGACGAGGAGUCCGAGGAGUCCGGCCGGAGGGGCAGCUUUGUGGAGAUGGUGGACAACCUGAGGGGCAAGUCCGGCCAGGGCUACUACGUGGAGAUGACAGUAGGAAGCCCCCCACAGACGCUCAACAUCCUGGUGGACACAGGCAGCAGUAACUUCGCAGUAGGGGCCGCCCCCCACCCUUUCCUGCACCGCUACUACCAGAGGCAGCUGUCCAGCACGUACCGGGACCUCCGGAAGGGCGUGUAUGUGCCCUACACCCAGGGCAAGUGGGAGGGGGAGCUGGGUACCGACCUGGUGAGCAUCCCCCACGGCCCCAACGUCACCGUGCGCGCCAACAUUGCUGCCAUCACGGAAUCAGACAAGUUCUUCAUCAAUGGCUCCAACUGGGAGGGUAUCCUGGGGCUAGCCUACGCGGAGAUCGCCCGGCCCGAUGACUCCCUGGAGCCGUUCUUUGACUCCCUGGUGAAGCAGACCCAUGUGCCCAAUCUCUUCUCACUGCAGCUCUGCGGCGCUGGCUUCCCCCUCAACCAGUCGGAAGCGCUGGCUUCAGUUGGAGGGAGCAUGAUCAUUGGGGGUAUCGACCACUCACUGUACACGGGCAGCCUCUGGUAUACUCCCAUCAGGCGGGAGUGGUAUUAUGAGGUGAUCAUUGUACGGGUGGAGAUCAAUGGACAGGAUCUGAAAAUGGACUGCAAGGAGUACAACUAUGACAAGAGCAUCGUUGACAGUGGCACCACCAACCUUCGAUUACCCAAGAAAGUGUUCGAAGCUGCUGUCAAAUCCAUCAAGGCAGCCUCCUCGACGGAGAAGUUCCCAGACGGUUUCUGGCUAGGGGAGCAGCUGGUGUGCUGGCAAGCAGGCACCACCCCGUGGAACAUUUUCCCAGUCAUCUCACUCUACCUAAUGGGUGAGGUUACCAACCAGUCCUUCCGCAUCACCAUCCUUCCACAGCAAUACCUGCGGCCAGUGGAAGACGUGGCCACCUCCCAAGAUGACUGUUACAAGUUCGCCAUUUCACAGUCGUCCACCGGCACUGUCAUGGGAGCGGUCAUCAUGGAGGGCUUCUACGUGGUCUUUGAUCGGGCCCGGAAACGAAUUGGCUUUGCUGUCAGUGCUUGCCACGUGCACGAUGAGUUCAGGACAGCAGCGGUGGAAGGCCCUUUCGUCACCCCCGACAUGGAAGACUGUGGCUACAACAUCCCACAGACGGAUGAGUCGACCCUCAUGACCAUAGCCUACGUCAUGGCCGCCAUCUGCGCGCUCUUCAUGCUGCCCCUCUGCCUGAUGGUGUGCCAGUGGCGCUGCCUCCGCUGCCUGCGGCGCCAGCACGACGACUUUGCUGAUGACAUCUCCCUGCUGAAGUGAGGAGGCGUGCGGGCAGGAGAGAGAGAUACCCCCGAACCACAGCUGGUGGUUCACUCUGGUCACGAGGAGGAGACACGGACGGCACCUGUGGCCAGGGCACCUCAAGACCCUCGCCCACCCACAAAUGCCUCUGUCUUGACAGAGAAGAAGGAAAAGCUGGCAAGGUGGGUUGCAGGGACUGCACCUGUAGGAACCAGGACAGGGAAGAAAAAAGUACUCUGACAGCAGGAAUACUCUUGGUCACCUCAAACUUGAGUUGGGAAAUCCUGCUGCUUGAAACUUCAGCCCUGAACCUUUGACCACCAUCCCUUUAUAGAGUCUCCAACCCAAAGUAUUCUCCUUUUCUUACUUCUGGAAGUAAGGUGACCCCCCCACAGGUGUCUCUGCAGUACCCUGGCAGAGCGAGGGCCAAUCUUGUUUCCCUGCUGGCCAGUCAGCGGGAACGGAUGGAUGCACAGUUUGCUAUUUGCUUUAGAGAUAGGGACUGUAUAGACAAACCUAACCUUGGUGCAAAGACUGCCUCUUGAAUUAAAAAAUUAUUAAAAAACAA
This is a messenger RNA of Bubalus bubalis (water buffalo), 2550 nucleotides long. It is a transcript of the gene BACE1, whose product is annotated as beta-secretase 1. Lineage: Eukaryota; Metazoa; Chordata; Mammalia; Artiodactyla; Bovidae. Gene Ontology annotation, cellular component: membrane; endosome; trans-Golgi network. Gene Ontology annotation, molecular function: aspartic-type endopeptidase activity. The transcript has 9 exons. The record is from RefSeq and is a predicted model, not a curated record. Bases 495 to 2000 code for a protein of 501 amino acids. Gene Ontology annotation, biological process: membrane protein ectodomain proteolysis; amyloid-beta metabolic process.